This is a messenger RNA of Prorocentrum cordatum, 540 nucleotides long. The record is from the annotation of a GenBank genome assembly. NCBI's taxonomy places the organism in Eukaryota, Dinophyceae, Prorocentrales, Prorocentraceae.
CUCCAGCGCCAGGGCUCCUCGCCCGGCCGAGCCGGGGCGCGCGCGCGGCGGCGCCAUGUCGCGGCUGUGGCCGCCGUCGCCGCCAGACGCGCUGGUCCCGCCGCUGCCCGCGGACGACUCCGCCAGCGGCGAGCUGUCGCCGCUGCACGCCAAAGUGCUCGACUGGCUCGGCGAGGAGGGCGCCGUGCCGGGCGGCGCGGACGCCGCCCAGGGCUCCGGCGGACCCGCGCCUGCGCUCCCAGGGCUCCGCGCCUCGCUCGGCUCCACCGGCGCCAGCGGCGACCUGGAGGAGAUCCUGGCGCUCGGGCGAGGGGCGCGCCCGGCCGUGGGCCUCGCAGGCAGCAGCAGCCUUGGCCUGGCGGCACCCGAGCAGGCCGCCGGGUUGGGCGACACUUCGGCGUCGGGGGACGCCGCCGGCGCGAGCGCUACGCCGGUGCGGCCCCCCCGGGGCGCAGCGGCGAGCGCAGGCGGCCUCGGGGACAGCCUGGCGGAGCUGCGCGCCUCCCGCUCUGGAUCCGCGACGCGGGCGCGCGGUGAGGC